Messenger RNA from Phymastichus coffea, 4779 nucleotides. RefSeq names its product N-alpha-acetyltransferase 15, NatA auxiliary subunit (gene Naa15-16). Gene Ontology annotation, cellular component: cytoplasm; NatA complex. Lineage: Eukaryota; Metazoa; Arthropoda; Insecta; Hymenoptera; Eulophidae. The record is from RefSeq and is a predicted model, not a curated record. The coding region runs from base 87 to 2675 and encodes 862 amino acids. The transcript has 11 exons. Gene Ontology annotation, biological process: N-terminal peptidyl-methionine acetylation. Gene Ontology annotation, molecular function: protein-N-terminal amino-acid acetyltransferase activity; protein binding.
UCUUCGUUUGUGGCCACGAGGUUUUGUGUGGUGAAAAUUAAGUUUACCGGGUGAAAAAACACCUUUAUUUUUGUAUUUAUACAAAAAUGCCCUCCAGAUAUCCCCUGCCACCAAAAGAAAAUGCCUUGUUCAAACGAAUUUUGAGGUGUUACGAACACAAACAAUACAAAAAUGGGUUGAAAUUUGCAAAGCAGAUUUUGACCAAUCCCAAGUUUAGUGAACAUGGAGAGACCUUGGCGAUGAAAGGUCUCACACUCAAUUGUCUUGGCCGUAAAGAAGAAGCUUAUGAUCAUGUUCGGCGAGGAUUAAGGAAUGAUCUGCAAUCCCAUGUGUGCUGGCACGUUUAUGGGUUGUUGCAAAGGUCUGAUAAGAAGUACGAUGAAGCAAUUAAAUGUUACCGAAAUGCCCUCAAAUGGGACAAGGAUAACCUGCAGAUUCUCAGGGAUCUUUCAUUAUUACAAAUCCAAAUGCGAGAUUUGGAAGGUUAUAAGGAUACAAGAUAUCAACUGUUUAUGCUGAGACCCACACAAAGAGCAUCAUGGAUUGGAUUUGCUAUAUCAUAUCAUCUUUUAAAAGAUUACGAAAUGGCUCUCAAAAUUUUAGAUACUUUUAGAAACUCUCCAAUGAUAUGCUACAACUAUGAGCACAGUGAAUUGUUAUUAUAUCAAAAUGUGGUAAUUCAAGAAUCAGGUGACAGUGAACAAGCUCUAAAACAUCUUGACAAGCACCACGAACAAAUAUGUGACAAGAUCACUGUGAAAGAAACAUAUGGUAAGUUGAGACUGGAAUUGGAACAACAUUCUGAAGCUGUAAAAGUAUAUCAAGAACUUUUACAAAUCAAUCCAGAAAAUGUAUUAUAUUACAAAAAAUUAUCAGAAGCAGAGAGGCAUAAAACGCCUGAAGAAACAUUAAAAAUGCUUGAGCAUUAUGAAAGUCUCUUCCCCAGAGCUUUGGCUCCUCGAAGAUUGCAACUUAAUUAUGCUUCAGGUGAAAAGUUCAAAGAAUUAGUGGACCGUUACCUCAGGAAAGGUCUUCAUAAAGGUGUUCCUCCACUAUUCGUUGAUCUUCGCGCUUUGUACAAAGAUCAAAGUAAAGUUGAUGUUAUACAGUCAUUAGUUUUACAGUACAAAGAAGCACUAAAAGCACAUGGUCAUUUUAGUGAUGAAGACAAAGAUAAACCAAGAGAACCAGCGUCCGCCCUUUUAUGGAAUUAUUAUUACCUCGCUCAGCAUUAUGACUUUCUCGGUUCAACGCAAAAAGCACUUGAAGAAAUUGAUGCUGCCAUACAUCACACUCCUACACUGAUUGAACUUUUUGUUACCAAAGGAAGAAUUUAUAAGCACGCCGGAGAUGUUCAAGAAGCGUAUAAAUGGUUAGAUGAAGCACAAAGCUUAGAUACUGCUGAUCGCUACAUAAAUUCAAAGUGUGCCAAAUAUAUGCUUCGUGCAAAUUUGGUAAAAGAAGCAGAAGAAACUUGCGCAAAGUUCACAAGAGAAGGGGUUCUGGCGAUGGAAAAUCUUAAUGAAAUGCAAUGUAUGUGGAUACAAACAGAAGCUGCGAAUGCGUACAAACGCCUGGGGAAAUAUGGUGAAGCACUGAAAAAAUGUCACGAAGUUGACAGGCACUUUUCUGAAAUAAUAGAGGACCAAUUCGAUUUUCAUACUUACUGCAUGCGUAAAAUGACCCUACGUUCCUACGUCGGUCUUCUGAGGUUAGAAGAUGUACUGCGCUCGCAUCCGUUUUACUUCAAAGCAGCGAAAUGUGCAAUAGACGUUUACCUUCGACUACACGAUUAUCCGUUACCAGAUUUGACGCAAACACAAGAGAUUGACACCGAAAACUUGGCGCCGUCUGAGCUGAAAAAGUUAAGAAACAAGCAGAGAAAGCAGAAGAGGAAGGCUGAGCUGGAAAGACAGCAGGCAGCUCAAGCUCAAGAGAAGAGGGAACAGCACAAUAAGUCGCGACAGCAAGCCGAUCCUGAUCUAGAGCAGCCGACGCUGGACGAACUUAUACCGGAAAAAUUAGAGAGGGCUGACGAUCCACUAGAGCAGGCGAUAAAGUUUCUCCUUCCACUGCAAGAUUUGGCUGCCAAUCGAAUCGAAACUCAUCUGAUGGCUUUUGAAAUCUACAUUCGUAAAGGUCGAACCUUACUGAUGCUGCGAUCGAUCAACCGCGCACACAGAUUGGAGCCAAGCAAUCCCGAGCUGCACAGCUGUCUAAUCCGCUUCCUGCGUCACACAGCUGAAUCAAGUCUCGACAGCAUAGUCGGCGAGGUGGUGAAGCGCCAAUCCAGUGACAUAUUCGCGGGCAAGAACGCUGCCCAGCUGAACGCCGACUACCUGAAGCAGCACGCCAACUCGCUGCCGCACCUGCUGCAAGCCGCGCGAAUGCUCUAUCUGCUUGAGCCGCAGUCCCAGCAGAAGGCCAUCGGCCUGGCGACUAGUCUCGAUGGCUUCGAGGGCGUCAGCCUAGAGAACUGCACGCGGGUGCUGGAGGCACUGCGCAACGGCGACUUCGGGCUGUGCGAGCAGCAGCUCGCCGACUACACGGUCAAGUGCCACGAGCGCUUCCCUUACGCAACGGCCUUCCGCUCGGCCGAGGCCAAGCACCAGUUGCUCACCAACCACCAGGACCAGGCGGCGGCCAAGGACCAGCCACCCGCCAACGCCAACUGAUCCUGGCCGGCCGACUCCUGCGCCAGCUACUGCCUCGUCAGCGGUGUGCGUUGCAGCUAAGCGAGACACCCACCACUCUGACACUGCGCUCGCCAUGCUCCCCGCUGCUCUGAUAGCCAAUUCGUCAAACCUUAUCAAACGAUCUAACGAGUUGCAUUGUACCUACACAUACCCACAUACAAAUAUACACACGUAGCAACACCCACGUCCACUUAUAUAUAUACUGAAACACUUACACGAUACCAGUAUACAAACCGUUAACGAUUAAUAUUUCCGCAGAUGGACUAAUCAAAGAUAAUAGAUAGAUAUUUAAGAUAUUACUGAUCUAGAUUAGUGAGGCAUGGUGACGGUGGUGUGUGACAGACAGAAGUUGUUCAAGCGAUUUACAUGAAAGUACAUGUCUAAUGGAAUGCGCGUGUCACUUCGGCGCAUGUCAAUCAGUAGAUUAUAUACUUUGCCGCCCCCCCCUCUCUCUCUCUCUCUCUCUCUCUCUCUUUCGCUCUCGCGGCUACAUGUAAUAUAAUAUAAUAUUAAUACAAACGAAUUGCUUCGUGACUAGUGAUAUCGAUAAACAAGCUGACAAAUGAGGGAUAAAGAACAGAGCAACAGCGCGCCAACAGUUCAGAAGACUUACGGAGCGCCAACGCGUGUGCGCGCUCAGUUAUUUCUUAAGAAAUUGAUGACAGCCAUAUGCCGAAUUUGUUAUUAUUCGGUACGGCUUAGACGAGUUUUAACGGAUGCGUGCAAGUGCGCGAGGGACGAGGCGCCUCGAUGUUUAGCUAAGGUUUUCAAAGCGAUAAACCAUUAUUAUAUAUAUGUAUGUAUGUAUGUAUAUAUAUUCAUGCAUAUACACAUAUAUAUAUAUAUAUAUAUAUAUAUAUACAUACAUACAUAUGUCAGAAAAUGAUUGAAUUAAAAAAAUAAUUAUAUAUAGCAAUGCUAGGCAGGAUUUAGUUUCUUCAUCAUCGCGAGAGACUGAAUCGUGGCUCGCACUUUAAAUGGACUUUGUACUGAAAAACAGUAAACGUGGCAGAAGGGCAACUCCCAAACUAAUAGCUACGUUGUGAAUAUAACUAAUGGAAUGCAUAACAUGUUAUAUCUUUAUUAUUGAUUACAAAACGACUACAGAUUUGUAAUCAUACAGCCUCUUCAUUUUCAUUGCAAAAACAUAAUAAUACCAAUCUCAUCUUUUCAACUGUCAAUUUCAAUUAAUUAAUUUAUAAGUAUGCGUAUGAUAUUAAUUGUGAAAAAUUGUUUGAUGCUUUGAGAGUAUUGUUAUGAGGGAAGGAAUGUCUAAUUUACUAAUGUCCUGCUGAAUGCUUUAUCGAUGAAUACUGUAAAAACUCACGUCUAGAAUUUAUAGAAUAUUUUGCAGCAAAAUUGUUUUUCGAUUCUUAAUAAAUUUUCGAAUGUCUUUCAUCGGAAGAAGAUCCAUUAUAUAUUGAAAAUUAUUUUGAAAUUGUAUAAAUAAUCAUUUUUAUUUUUGAUUUUCAUACAAUUAUUUGAACAAGAAAUGUAUAGAUGAAAUUACAUUUUUUUCUAUUUGAUUUCAAUAAACUGAAUGUGUGACCCAAUCAUGUACAAAUUGAAUAUUUAUCACAAAGUUAUUUACUUACGACGCCAAUUCAGAGCAAAGUUCCCGCGCAUGUCUUUCAAAAAUAGUUGAUGAGACUUGCUACAAAAUUAAAAGAAAAAUAAAUAAAUAAGUCUGAUUUUUAGAAACAAUAUUUAAUAUUCUUCUGCCUGUUUGAAUUCACGCUACGAAGCCAUAUUUACAUUUAAUUCUAAAAUCUAAUACGGUACUGCUUGCGUAUGGUUAAUACGUAUCGAACCAAAUCCAAUCUUCGUAAACGGAAGUUACGAGUAUCUGUAAAUCAAAUACAUGCGAAAUUUUAAUAAAAUUGUGAGAUUAACGAUGUCUUUAUUCGAGCAUGAUAUUCCCAUGACCUCAUAACAGUGAUGGAUGCUGUUUAUAUUAGCAAACACUAUAACAUUUCACAAAGUACAAUGAAAUUGUUGUUUUGUGACGGACAAAAUUAACGACAUUCAAUUUUGUGUUCAAUAUAAGCACUUUUAUCCAUUAGAAAUAUAUAUUAUAUACGAA